UCAAUUGCCAUCAAGGUGCACGAUGCAUGAUGACUGAUGAUGACUACUUACCAUCCCCACAUCAUUAGAAUUAGAAUUUAACUUUUGAAGUAAUGUUGAGGCCUUGUUCUACUUUACUACGAUCUGCUCGAAACAAUUUAAAUUUUAUAUUUUCAAAAACCUACUUUACAUCGAAUAGAGCCUAUGCUAAUUUUAGGUCGAUGACAGAAAUUAACAGGAUACAAGAAUCUUACCUUCAGGAACCAUGUAUUUUGGUAGAUAAUGAUGACAACAUCAUUGGUUCAGGUUCUAAGAAACAGUGUCACUUAAUUGACAAGGGCAAUAAUAAAUGUCCUCUUCACAGGGCAUUUAGUGUGUUUCUUUUUAACCAAUCAGGAGAGUUGUUAAUUCAACAAAGGUCAGAUGCAAAGAUAACAUUCCCAGGUUUCUGGGCUAACACAUGCUGCAGUCACCCACUGAGUAAACCUGAGGAACUAGAGGUAGAGGGAGCUAUUGGGGUCAAAAGGGCAGCUCAGCGUAAGCUGAAACAUGAACUUGGAAUUGAAAAAGUACAGGUGCCAUUAGAGGAUAUUCACUUUAUUACAAGAGUCCAUUACAGUGCCCCCUAUAAUGAGACCUGGGGUGAACAUGAGAUCGACUACAUCCUGUUUACUCAAAGAGAAGUUAGCCUCCAACCAGAACCAAAUGAAGUACAGAACUACAAAUACGUUACUCCAGAGCAAAUGAAAGAAUUUUUGGCGAAUGCUGAUAAAACUAGCACAAAAAUAUCACCUUGGUUACAGUUAAUUGCAAAGUCGCAUUUAUUUGACUGGUGGAAAAAUCUUGACAACUUAAAGUCUCUCUAUAAUCAUCGCACAAUCUUACGACUUUAAAAUGUAAUUGAACUGAAAAAGGUCAAUGAACUAUGUGACAGUUUUCUUUGACUAUGCACAACAUAGUAUUUAAAAUAUAUGAUUAUGUUUAUAUUUUCAGUUACAUAAAUCUUAUUUAUUCUUGGUCGGUACUUUCUACUAUUAAUCCAGAUCUUUCAUUAUAACACAUUCAUUUCAAUAUUUCAAUCCAACAAUAUGUCUUUUUUCAAAAAUUAACAGCCAUCUUAUUUUUUCUGUAAUAUCUGUAAUUCACCUCCACAAACACAAUACAAGACAAUACUGUACCAGUUUUUGCAUCAUUUUGACAUUUAUUGUCAUUGUCACUUCAUAUAAGCAAGUAGGUACCAAUUUACAGUUUAGUCGAUUGUACCUUGUUGUGUACCAAAUUAUUUGUAUUGAAUAACAGAUUGUUCAUAAACAUGCAGUACUGUAUAUCGCAUACAAUAUUAUGUAUCCCACACACAAUUUUUGAUCAUAUGACAGACCCAUUUUCUUAAUUUUAUUUUUCCAACCAUGAUACCACAUACAAUUUUACAACAUAACUCACUACAAAGCUAAGCAUGAUUCAACAGACCCAUCUUCUAAGUUAAUUUAAGAACCAAUUUUCCGCAAGCAAUUUUGCAACAUAUCUCACUACGAAGCUAUUCAUGAUUUACAAAACUCAUCUAAGUUAAUUUAUCAACCAUAAUAUCGCAUAUAAUUUUACCCCAUAUCUCGCUAAAAAGCUAUGCAUUACUCAACAGACCCAUCUUUGAAGUUAACUUAUCUUAGCUACCAUAUCACAUACAAUUUUACAAUAAACAGAUUUAUACUCUCAGUUUCUUAUUAAUUGUGGUAUUGAAUACAACAAUGUAUCUCGCUAUAAAGCUAUUGAUGAUUUUUACAAAUCCACCUUGGGCUAAUUAAUUAUAUUGAGCUAAAUUUGUAACAUUUUAUUGAUCACUGUGUCUCCACCAAUUAUUUGUUAAUACUUUGUUCAUUUAUAAAAACAAAACACAUCAUAAUAGAAAAUAAAAAAGAAUUAUAUGAUAAAACAGAUACAAAUCAAGGUGAACGUAGAUUGACGGCUGCCAAGGCGUAAAAGGUUUUGCAUGAUAUAUUCCUUCCACUUCUUGGCGGCUCUGUAGCUAGUCAAAUCAGCUGCAAACAAAUUGCAUAUCACAAUACUAUACUUAUAAAAAUGCAAUAUAUGGAAUGUGCAUAUAAUAUACAUUACUAUUUACAAUACUACUUUACAUUUUAUAUAACCAUUUAAACUAAACACGGGUAUAAGGUAUAUAUAGUUUUGAAAGCACAAAAUUUGCCUACUUAUAGUAUGCCACAGCAAUGUCAUAUUUGAAUUAAUAUAUAAAACUAUAAAAAUUAUUUAAAUAUUUGCAGUUUCAAGGUUGUUGUACCCAGAACCACAAAACUGGUACAAUGUUUCCAAAUUGUGGCAUCCUGGUAAAAUAAAUAGAUAAAUAAAAAAAGAAAUAACAGACCCUACUGUUUUAUUAAACAUGCUUUAAAAUGAUAUUUACAUACCAGCUAGGCAAGAUACUGAUCAUCACAAAAUGUUUCUGUCCUAGUUUACCUGUUUUGCAUCCCUAAACACCCCUCCUUAUCCUCCACUGAAAGACGUAAAUGAAAUA
Anneissia japonica is the source of this 2503-nucleotide messenger RNA. Its product is annotated as isopentenyl-diphosphate Delta-isomerase 1-like. The coding region runs from base 93 to 872 and encodes 259 amino acids. Gene Ontology annotation, molecular function: isopentenyl-diphosphate delta-isomerase activity. The record is from RefSeq and is a predicted model, not a curated record. Gene Ontology annotation, biological process: isopentenyl diphosphate biosynthetic process; isoprenoid biosynthetic process. Lineage: Eukaryota; Metazoa; Echinodermata; Crinoidea; Comatulida; Comatulidae. Gene Ontology annotation, cellular component: cytoplasm. The transcript has 5 exons.